This is a messenger RNA of Panicum virgatum (switchgrass), 903 nucleotides long. Its product is annotated as bidirectional sugar transporter SWEET12-like. The coding region runs from base 1 to 903 and encodes 300 amino acids. Gene Ontology annotation, cellular component: membrane. Gene Ontology annotation, molecular function: sugar transmembrane transporter activity. NCBI's taxonomy places the organism in Eukaryota, Viridiplantae, Streptophyta, Magnoliopsida, Poales, Poaceae. The transcript is spliced from 6 exons. Gene Ontology annotation, biological process: carbohydrate transport. The record is from RefSeq and is a predicted model, not a curated record.
AUGAUUACCGUUGGGCACUCGUUGGUCUUUGCUGUGGGGAUCCUAGGCAACAUCUUGUCUUUCCUGGUCACCCUUGCACCAGUGCCGACGUUCUACCGCGUGUACAAGAAGAAGUCGACGGAGUCGUUCCUGUCGGUGCCGUACGUGGUGGCGCUGCUGAGCGCAAUGCUGUGGCUCUACUACGCGCUGCUGAGCAUGGACGUCCUCCUCUCCAUCAACGCCAUCGCCUGCGUCGUCGAGUCCGUCUACCUCGCCAUCUACCUCGUCUACGCGCCCAAGGAUGCAAUGGUUUUCAACAUGAAAUUGCUGUGCAUCAUGAACAUGGGGCUCUUCGGGGCCAUGGUCGCCUUCCUGCAGUUCUACGUCGAGGGCCAGCGCCGCGUCUCCAUCGCCGCCGGCAUCGGCGUCGCCUUCGCCCUCGCCGUCUUCGUAGCGCCUCUCGCCAUCAUCCGUCAAGUGAUCCGGACCAAGAGCGUCGAGUUCAUGCCCUUCUGGCUCUCCUUCUUCCUGACCAUCAGCGCCGUCGCCUGGUUCUUCUACGGCCUCCUCUUGAAAGAUUUAUUCGUCGCGAUGCCCAACGUGCUGGGCUUGCUGUUCGGCCUGGCCCAGAUGUGGCUCUACUUUGUGUACCGGAACCCCAAGAAGAACGGCGCCGUGUCGCAGAUGCAGGUGGUCGCGCUCGCGCAGGCCGCCGCCGACGCCGAGAAGGAGCCGCAGCAGCAGGUGCGCCAGCAGGUCCACGUCGCGGCGACCCUCGACGCUGACGGGGAGGCCAGGAUGAGCGCCGACGACGGCGCCAACAAGGACGAUGUCGUCGUCGUCGACAUCAUGCCGCCGCCGCCGCCGCCACUGGCGCCUCCGGCCGUGAUCAUCCCGCAGCCGAGGACCGUGGAGGUGGUCUGA